AUGUCCUUUAUUUUGACGUUCCUUGUACUAUGGACAUCGUCUAUUGCUUUUCAACCAAUAACUGUUCCAAACCGAGCUUUAGUAGGACAUGUCUACCGCUCAUUAUACGACAUAGACUGGAUCAACUGCAUCCAGUCUUGCCAAGAUGAUCCAAGUUGCUCUUCAUAUAAUUUUGUUCGCUUAUUAAACGGCCUGGGCCAGUGUCAAAUGAUCGACUGUGGUUUGGAAGAUUCCUGUAACACUGAAGGCCUUGUGUUUUCUACUGGAGCAAUAUUCCAACAGAUAGUGCCAACAAGGGUGAGAAAGAUUAUUUUAUUGUUGUAUAGUAAUUAAUUUCCCGCAACGCUGAUAUGGCAAAGCUAUUUUGGAUAGCAUUAACGAUCUCAAGGUCUGAAAUUUGCUUUCCGUCCUCAAAACAUAUGAUGCAAUCUUUAAAAUUAAGAAUAUAAAUGUUCCAGCUGUAAUUAAAGUUUUGAGUUCGUUGUUUGUCAAUAUGCUACUUAAUUUUUCUAUGUCAUUAAAAAUGUUUUGGUUGACAGGGGCGGAUCCAAAAAAUUCAGAAAGGGAAAGUCAGGACACGGCUUAACAGCUCUAUUCUAGAUAUUUUUUAUUUUUUUGAGACGGAAUUCUAUAAAAAUAGUACAAAAUUUCAAAGGAAAAGGGAUUGCCGCGGCCCCCUGCAUCCCACACCUAAAUCCGCCCAUGGCUGAAAACAAUCCUGAUUUAAAGUUAACAUGGCCAGGUUAUUGUCAGUAAGAUGCUAGUAAAGUAAUUGCAAAGUCGACUCCUGGCUCCGGUUGUUCAAACGUUGGAUAGCGCUAUCCAUCGGAUAAAUCGCUAUCCAGUGGAUAAGUAUUAGGGAAACCAAUUGCGCUAUUCAGUGGAUAGAGAUUUAUGCGCUGUAUAGCGCUAUCCAAUUUUUGAACAACUGGGGCCUGGCGGUGAUUUAAUUUCAAGGGUGUAAACUUAUGAUUUUUUGAAAUUCCUAAUUCUUUUAGGGAACAGAAAUUUGCGAGUCUUCAGUGCACGAUCAUGAGUCACACGCAGGUGAGUGGCCAGCCGCUACAAAGGCCUUUCGCUUAUCCUCUAACGUAAAAGCCCUGGGGACGAGGAUGGACAUUCAUUAUUCACUUUAUAACUUUGUUUGCAAGCUUUACCCUGACGAAUAAAGAAUAGUACUAAAAAUGCCAACAAAAAACGUCUUGCAAUAAAAUGACAUUUUUUUCUUCCAUGUCAGAUUUCAGCUUGCUAUUUCCCUCUCCACAGUCAGUUGAAAACUACGUUGAAGGUCGUCGAAUAAACCAGGAAUUCACCAAACUAAGCGUGUGCUUCUGGGUAAAGGCCACAUCAAACCAUAUAUCAGUGUUCAGUUACAGAGGAACCAGAGGAAAAAAGGAAAUGGUGCUGGAAAUCUAUGACACCAACUACCUAAAGCUAACUGUUGGCGAACAAUCCAAGUAAGAAGACUGCUAAGGCACAAUUUGCAGAGGUUUUUAUUUUCUAAAAAAAACUGAAAACGAAGCUGACUGAACCAAACCAUGAGAAUAUAUUUUCUCUGUGGUAAACCGUGAAAAAUCUGCCUAAAUUUAAUACGGUUUACUGUCCAAAGAAAGAAAAAUUCUGGGAAAUAUAUUUUAUUCGACGUCUGCUAAAAACGUUAAGCUACACUUAAUUAACGUCUUUGAUGUAAAGGACUUACCAAGAGAAAGAAUUAAAGGUUAUCACAUGAUCCAUUAGCCCGAGUAAAAGAACAGAGAUGGGUACCGACUAUUCCAAAAAGAUAAAAGAAAAGAGUUACCAUUUUUACAGACAACAUUUUUUAACUGCUAUACAUGCACAGGUGUAUUUUCCGACGAAUAACUCUAGCCUUGUUUUGUGAGACCCGACAAUGAGAAACCAUUGAGAGCCUAUGUUGUGUCUGUUAUGGACAACUCGCUUUUUUCAUGGAAGAAGGACCAAAGUUCAUACUAUUUCCUACUCAAUAGCGCAGAAUCCAUUUCCCUAUUAAGGAGAUUUGUGUUGGCCUUACAGCUCAGAGACAUUAAUAUUCACACGAUCAUACGCUGAAAUGAUGAUGAUGAUUGUUAUUGUUAUUAUCAAUAUUAUUAUUGUUGUUGUUCACUUUUUGUUUUUUGGGGGGCCCUAGACCUUUUGAUCUAUUUUAAUAGAUCCGAUAUACUGUGAAUUUUGCAUGGUUUUGUCCAUGUUUUUAAGGUUGGUUUUGCCCAUCCCGCCAUACAUUUUCUUUGCGACACAUCAACGAAACACUUGUUAGCCUGCUUCAGGCGUUUGGUUCGGAUAGUGGAGUGGGCACGAAGGAAGAGAGCGAGAAAAAAAAUAAGGUGAAAAGAGGUUGGUUUUUUUCUCUGCUCAGAUUUCUUUGCGCCGUCCCCACCAUCCGAACGCCUGGAACAGGCUACUGAACUCUCGUACUCUUGCCCUCCGGAAACACGUGAUAUGGCGUUAAUUGGUGGGUGUUAGGGUUCAAUGUUAGGGCUUAAAACAGAGUGAGUGGGUAUUUAACCCGCGGCAGUGUUAGCUCAGUCGGUAGAGCGUGUUCACUGCAGAGCGGGAGGUCGCGGUUUCGAUUCUCGAGGCUGGACCAAUACUUAGGGUCUUAAAAUAACUGAGAAAUGAAGGUACUUCCUUUGCACUGCAAAAGGCUAGACCUUCGCGUGGCUCGGAUGACCACGUGAAAUGGCAGUCCCGUCUCCAGUUGGAGACGUAAAAUAUAGUGUCCCCAAUUAGUACUUUCGUGCUUAGCUAAAGUGCAUUUUAAUUUUUAUUUAUUUUUGUUAUUACUUUUUUCACAGCAGAGAUUUUCUGUGUUGUCUGUUGUUACGCCAUCUUGACGAGCUACAAUAAAGGCGAAACAGCUGUUGCUGGCUACCACUCCACUCUGUUUUGGGUUCUAUCGGUGUCGUGUCGAUGUCUUGAAAAGUUAAUUCUCACGUAGUACGAUUAGCGUUGCAGAGUUCAAUAUAAAUUAUUGUGUCUACUUGGUUUAUUUUGCUGAUCAGAUCUUCUGUAGAUAUUCCUUUGUACAACUUAUGGCAAACAAAACAAUAAACAAUAAACAACAAAGGCUUAUUCGUUUGCGGUCCUUUGUAGUUCUUUGCAGUUAAUGUUCACAAUUUUUCCUAUUAUAUACCAUUGUUAGAAACAUGUUUACAGGUACAGUUAACCUUAAAUGAAAGAUUGAGACCUUGAGUUCUUGUGGUGCACGUCUGCCGAUGUCAAGGAAAACUAACUUGGAUUUCCUUGAAAGGCUGUCUAUACAAGCCCUGAUUAUUAAUACUAUUAUUAUUAUUAUUAUUAUUAUUAUUAAUAUCUCUUUCCAAAGAAAAUUCUUCCAGUGUUCAUUUUUCCAACUUACUCUUCCCUUCGAUACGACCUAACUUAAUUUCUUUAUUUACAUCACAUCCAACAGAAACAUUAUUGUAAAUUCAGUCAACGAUGGCCAGUGGCACCACAUUUGUGUAGCGUGGGAAAACGCUGAAGGACAAUGGGCUAUCUUCAAGGAUGGGUCAGUGGUGGAUACUAAAACAGGUUUUCAGGUUGGUUAUAAUAUUGGUCCGGGAGGAAAGUUGUUCAUUGGCCAAGAACAAACACGAGAAAAGAACUUCGAUUCAAAGCGAUCAUUUGUUGGUGAACUGGCAGAUUUCAACUUCUGGCCAGCGUAUGUGACGCUCAUAGAAGUCCUUCGCAUGUCUAAAUCUUGUAUAAAUAGAAAAGGAGAUUUAUAUAAGUGGUCUAAACUUAGGCAUAGGGUUAAAGGAGAAGUAGUAGUCAUUAGGCCUUCUUCGUGCAGGCCCUGA
Messenger RNA from Porites lobata, 3818 nucleotides. NCBI's taxonomy places the organism in Eukaryota, Metazoa, Cnidaria, Anthozoa, Scleractinia, Poritidae. The record is from the annotation of a GenBank genome assembly.